GCCCCCCCCCCGGCAGAUCACCUCAUUUGCCGCGAGCGGUGAGCUGACUGGGAUGGUACCCCGGGAAGGCCCUGAGUCUGCGCGGUGCCCGUGCCCUUCCCUGGCUAGCCUGCAUGCCAAGGAUGUGCUCCGGAGGAAGCACAAGAGGAGGAGCCGACAGCACCAGCGAUUCAUGGCCCGGAAGGCGCUGCUGCAGGAGCAGGGCCUGCUGAGCAUGCCCCCAGAGCCGCGAUCCUCCCCACCGCCCGUGCCGUCGGUGGCCCUGCAGGGCACUGAAGCCGCCAGCAGCGGGAUGCAGCGUCCAAGGAAUGAAUCGGGAGGUGCCUCGUGGAGCAGAAAGCCCACCCCCAGGGAGUCCGCGGGGCCCUGGCCCAGCAAGUGCGUGGCUAUCGACUGCGAGAUGGUGGGCACGGGACCCCGAGGGCGGGUGAGCGAGCUGGCCCGCUGCUCUGUGGUGAGUUACCAUGGCGACGUCCUCUAUGACAAGUACAUCCGGCCCGAGAUGCCCAUCGUGGACUACCGCACCCGCUGGAGUGGCGUCACUCGGCAGCACAUGCGUAAGGCCAUCCCCUUCCAGGUGGCCCAGAAAGAGAUCCUCAAGCUCCUGAAGGGCAAGGUGGUGGUGGGGCACGCGCUCCACAAUGACUUCCAGGCCCUCAAGUACGUCCACCCUCGGAGCCAGACCCGGGACACCACUUAUGUGCCCAGCCUCCUCCACCAGCCUGGCCUCCACACCCGCACCCGGGUCUCGCUGAAGGACCUGGCCCUGCAGCUGCUACACAAGAAGAUCCAGGCCGGCCAGCACGGGCACUCGUCGGUGGAAGACGCCGUGACGGCCAUGGAGCUCUACCGGCUGGUGGAGGCGCAAUGGGAGCAGCAGGAGGCCGUCAGCCUCCCGCCCCGCCCCGAGGACCAGGAGCCGGACGGCAGCACGGACAUGGAGGAGUACAUGGAGGACCAGUACUGGCCCGAGGACCUGGCCCAGGGCGCCCGCGGGGGGAUGGGGGAGGCAGGGGACAGAAGGGAGUGAGGCGGGAGAGGCCCCCAGGCGGCCUCCGAGCGGAGGAGUAGGGUGCGGGGGGGCCGGCAGAGCCCUGGGCACGGCACCCCGGGCAGGGCAGGAUGCGGCCAGCCGGCUGCUGGUGUCCAGGGAGUUGGGGCCAUCUGUCCUCUUGGCUCCCUCCACCCAGGGCUGUUGUGGGCACUUACCCCCGCCCCAGCCCUGUGGUUUACUAAUGGCACUUUACAGACCCUAUGAAAAUGUCAGGGGGGCAAGCUUGGAGGACGCAGCGGGAGGAGGGCGUGUGCCGUGUGCCGGCAGGCCUCCCCCAGCCCCGUGCUGUGCUGUCCGGGCAGGUGAUGUCUCCUCCCUGCGGUGUUCGCUCAGCCCCGUGACUUGGGGUAAAGCUCUCCGCUCUUACUUUCCUCUGCCUCUUCCACAGGCGUUGUCAGGUUCAGAAUGAAUAUGUCCCUGAACCUGUAGAGUUGAGGCUACUCUGCGGGACAUUCCCUUCCUUUCUGUCUGAACUAGAACUCUGGCUGUUGCCAUAGUAGGAACCCAGCUAGGCUGUGACGGACAGCAGAGCGCCCAGGCUCGUGGGGAGGUGGCACCAGGACUCACCAGGCACUGUUCUGAGGGGGGGAGGGCGGAUGAGCUUUGGGUGGAGAGGGUGGCGUAUUAAUUUUGACCCAACUCAGGCACAAGCCUGAGAAACAAGACAGCAGUUUGAGUUCUGGGACCCCUCUGCAAGGCCACCAUGUCCGUGGGGCGAGGGCCAGGCCUGGGCAGCCUUGUCCACACUCGGGCUGGUGUCCCCUCGGGCACUUUGACCCACAGUUGCUGUGGUCAUUGGGUUUUCUCCAACUUUCUGGAUAGGUUCUCUGUCAGGAUCUCAUCUGCCACCCCUCUUUCCUUCUUUCCCAAGGGGCAGUUUGGGAGUAUUGAGGUUAACCAAGAGCUCAGGUCCACACCGACCUUUGAGCCCCAUCUUUGCUUGCCACUUAAAAGCUUUGAGACCUCGAGCAAGGUCUCACUCUUGAGCCCGUUUCCUCCUCUGUAAAAUGGGGAUGAUGCUACAGCCUACCUCAUAGGGUUGUCCUGGGGGUCAAGUGCUGAGUGCUCAGCACUGUGCCUGGCAUGCUGUGUUUUCUUCAAGGAUCCGUUUCAGCCUCCUCUGGGUAAUAUCUGAACCACACCCCUGGGGUUGAGUGACUGUGACAAGGCUGUCCUCACUUGGCUGCUCCAGUGGGGGCGGGCUGAUGACACAGCAUGGAGGUGCCCGGUCCUCGCUGCGCCCUGCGGCUGGGCGACCUCUACACUCAGCGUCUCCCUCUGUGUGCAGGAAAUGACAAGGGUUCUUAUGUCAGUCUGACCCCAGCAGCAGGGCCAGGAACCGAGAGACACUACUGAAACCACACUCCUUCCAAGUUGUCUGUGCCCAGCUCCCUCCCCGUCUGCAGGGCAGGGAGCCGCCUGAUGGCCUGGCUCCACACUUUGUUCUGGAGUCCUUCAAAGUGUGUAGUUGGUGCCAAACUCCCAGCCCAGCCCAGCCCAGCCAUAGUUUCGAUUCUUUGGGCUACGGGUUGAAGGAAGAUGGAGCUGCUACCAGUGGGAAAAUGUACUGGGUUUAAAAUCAGCUUUUUUGUAAAACCAUUUGUUCUGGAAUAAAACUCAAUUAGAAAAGUG
Molecule: messenger RNA, 2686 nt
Organism: Leptonychotes weddellii (Weddell seal)
Lineage: Eukaryota; Metazoa; Chordata; Mammalia; Carnivora; Phocidae
Gene: AEN
Product: apoptosis enhancing nuclease
Biological process (GO): intrinsic apoptotic signaling pathway in response to DNA damage by p53 class mediator
Cellular component (GO): nucleus
Molecular function (GO): exonuclease activity; nucleic acid binding
Source: RefSeq, a predicted model, not a curated record